Molecule: messenger RNA, 5206 nt
Organism: Vollenhovia emeryi
Lineage: Eukaryota; Metazoa; Arthropoda; Insecta; Hymenoptera; Formicidae
Product: E3 ubiquitin-protein ligase MIB2-like
Exons: 10
Coding region: 757-3123 (788 amino acids)
Biological process (GO): protein ubiquitination
Cellular component (GO): cytoplasm
Molecular function (GO): protein binding; ubiquitin-protein transferase activity
Source: RefSeq, a predicted model, not a curated record
ACUGAGGGAAGCCAGAGAAUAUUAUCGAACGACUGUCGAGACAAAGGCUCAGGCUGCCGCGAGCCGAUUUAUGCGAAAUCGAUGCGAAUUAUAGCGAGAUGCGAACUCUCGCUUUACGCUUGCCCGGCGCUAUGAUGCCUCCGCAAGAGGCUGAGACGUCGGGUCUCAAACAUUACUUAUAGUUUGUCAAGUAACUUUCCCAACUCUGCUAUUAAAGACCGCCAACCCUCGGUAAACUUUCAUGACCAUGAAACGGGCCGCGAGGCCUGGAGAGGGGCACAAGUAAACAUUAGAAAUUUACCGGUCCUAGGUAUGACGCCGGCUGAAUCGAGAAAGUCUAUGGAUUCAGGUACCACGUUUCAUAAAAAGAAGAAGAAGCAUUUCAAGUCAACGCUCCGUACGUACGAUAGGCUUCACCAAGUAUAGCUUGACCGUGCUUAGAAUUCGCACACUUCAUCGAAUUCAUCCUGUAAAUCCGUGACUUCACAAUGCAACGGAGACCGCGCUCGCCGAUUUGUAAGAGUAUUCGCCGGGAGAGCGCGCCUGCUCCCGGGAACGCUCCAGACAAAACGCGCGAAAAGCGAACACGUGAACGCUGCGAGACGUUCACGUGUAAAGCGCGAAUAAGCUCGAACCGGAGCUGAGCCGUGCCCGCGAAAAGCCCGACACUCGCCUUUGUGAAGGGACACGCGCCGGUCCUACUUCAAAUACAGUCUAGUUUGAAAGGAACGAAUUAAGAUUGUAAUUCGUCACGUGAUGGACGGACUCACGCCGUUGCAUCUGGCGGCGUACAAUGGGGACAAACACUUCGCGACUGUCCUCUUGGACAACGGGGGUCAAGCGAUGGUCGAUCUGAGCACCAGUCGACAGCAAACGGCGUUGCACCUGGCGACUUGGCAGGGACACUGGUCGCUCGUCGAGCUGCUGGUGCAGCACAACGCGAACGUCGGCCUCGUCAACGACAAAGGUGACACCGCGCUGCACAUUGCGAUAGCCGAGAGCCUGGAACAACAGCCUACCGAGCCUACACUCCAAUGUAGGCAGGAUUCACCGCUGAUAUAUGCCAUCUGGCAGAAGCUGGCGAGGCAAGGCGCAAGAACUGAAUUGGCAUUGGCUUGCUUCCUGGUAAGCAUGGACAGAAGUUGUAAACUUCUUGAGCAGUUCAGAAACAACAAGGACCAGACGCCGCUCGAUCUUCUGGAAGGCACUCCACAGGCCGCUCUGCUCGCCAAUCUUUUACGCUCUUACAAAUACCAAGGUCACAGCACGCAGUUAGAGAUAGAGAACAACCCAGCGACCAGUCACUUCGAGCCGGCGUCUUCUGGCACGAACGUCACGCCAGUCACGCGUGAUAAUGCGAACGAGAAGUCGUUUGAGUACGCGAUUAGAAGUCGUUUGACCGAAGGUGCGUACAGUAACGUGGAGGAGCUGUUGGAGGACGCGGAUAAAAGCAAGGCAGGCGUGGAUGUGAGGCGAGAAUUCCCCGAGAUUUAUCCUAGCGGGGUGAACGCGCGUAUUCUCAUAAGCAGGGAAACGUACCUUCACGUGGCCGCGUGCCAAGGUUGGGAUGAGCUCUGCGCCCUCAUUCUGGACACCGACAUGACCUCUGUGCACGCGAAAGACAAUAAUGGAAAUACGCCGUUGCAUUACGCGGCAUUCGGGAAUCAGAUGGAGAUAAUACAGCAUCUGUUGGCGUAUGGCGCGGCUAUCAAUGCCGUCAACGACAGCAAAUGUAGCGCUCUACAUGUGGCGGUUAACAAGCGGGCCGAGAACGGUGUGGGGAUGCUACUGUUUCAUGCAUGCCAUGUCAAUCUCCAGAAUGCGCACGGCAAUACGGCGUUACACGAAGCGAUCGAGAGGAACAAGCUCGAGAUCAUCACGAUGUUGACUGACCAGCUGACGGUUGACUUAACACUACGGAACGACCUGGGCUGCAACGUCCUGCAUCUUGCCGCGCUUAAAGGCAACGCUGACGCGAUGGAGUUUCUGGUUCUAUGCCCGCAAUUUGCAAUUAAUACGCAAUUAGUGGACGUCAAAAUAAAGGAGGAUGGAUUUGCACCGUUGCACCUGGCGGCGUUAAACGGACACAGGGAAGUUGCAAAUAUUCUUCUGUCACUGCCCGGCCGCCGCGCCAAGGUCGAUCUGCGCAACAAUCGGCGGCAAACGCCGUUGCACCUGGCGACUUCGCAGGGCCACUGGUCGCUCGUUGAGCUGCUGGUGCAUCACAACGCGGACCUCGGUAGCACGGACGAAGACGGUAACACCGUGCUACAUAUCGCGAUAGCCAAGAGCACGAAUCAACAGUCUGCCGUGCCUACAUCCGAAAGUAGCCGGGAUUCACCGCUAAUAUAUGCCAUCUGGCAGAACCUGGCGGAGCAAGGCGCAAAGACUCAAUUAGCAUUAGCUUGUUUCCUGAUAAGCGUGGACAAAAGUGGCACACUCCUCGAGAAGGCCAGAAACAACCAGAAGAAGACGCCGCUCGAUCUUCUGGAAGGCACUCCACAGGCCACUCUGCUCGCCGAUCUUUUACGCUCUUACAAAUACCAAAGUCACAGCACGCAAUUAGAGAUAGAGAACAAUCCAUCAACCAGUUACGUUGAGCCACCUACGUAUCGGAUAGACAACAUAUCGCAGUCGGAAGGAUUGCGUGGCGCGAAGAAGAAUGUAGCCGGUUCUGGCGACGCAGCGGAGUGUCGGAAUUCCUCGGGGAUUAUAGCAGACGCGAAGCAGGAGAACCGAAUUGACCCUAGCAGUAGCGUUACGCUCGUUGGUUGUGCACGUCGCGGCCAUACCGUCGUUAAAACGCAAGCGCUUCAAGACGGUCAGCUGGCGACAGGUGAGGGUUCCAUAGCCAAUCCGGAGGACAGAUCGAAGGACUCGUUGGAGGGCAAACGGAAGGAGGAGAUCGUCGACAGGGAGAAGGAAAAGGACAAGGAACGACUAUGUUACUUGGAGACCAGAGUCGCGGAUCUCGAGAAAGCGAAUACGUGCAGCAUCUGCAUGGAGCGUCGUCGUAAUGUUGCCUUUCUUUGUGGACAUCGCGCGUGCGAGCACUGCGCUGCACCGCUGAAAACCUGUCAUAUGUGCCGCAAAAGAAUCACGAAGAAGAUCAAUUUGUGUUAGAUAAUCGCACGCUUGUAUAGAGACGUUUAUUUCCCACGCGUUGCGCGAAUGUACGUCGUGUCUCGGGAGGAAAGGCCGGUACCAAUGAUAAUAAUAGUAAAACUGUCCUGUUGUGUCUAGUUUUAAACAAUUUAGAUUCUCCACACCGGGACGAGAGACAUGCGUUCAGAGGAAUUACUUUAUUCGCUAUAUUGCACGUUCCUCCCGAGAUACACUGGUAAUUUGCAAUAGGAAAUUCUGCCAAUCGCGGUAUCAGCGUAGGAAAGUGUUUACCAAUUAAUCGUGACAAUGCGUGCAUUGUGCGCUGAAGAAGUUAAACUGCCAAAAUGUAUAUUUCUUUUCCGCGACAAUUUGUACGAAGGGACGAAAGAGAUGAAGCUCUCCGUUAUAUCGCACCAUCGUCGUGCCAUAGCGAAAUAGGUUGUUCGCUCGGACACGAGAUAACUUGGUCUUACGUUACCUUCCGUUUUCUCUUCCGGUAAAUUGGUAAUCGAUUAUUAAAGAUAAAUUAGUAUCUUGUGUCCCGACGAACACGUGCGACUACGUUUGUACAUCGUGUACGUUUUUCCUUCCUCACGAAAUCAGCGUUUUCGCCUGUGCUUUAUCCCGUCCAUUUUUUAUCCAUGUUUGAAGAGAGCGCGGGUAACGAGCACGAAAGAACGAGCUUCCCAUCUCGGCGUAGGAAACGCGAUCGUGCUUAUGCGACAGCAAUCAUAGGAGCUCAUAGAGACGUUCGUACAUAUCGCCACAUUAUUGCGAGGAGAGAAGAAGAAUACUGUUUCCACGUGUUUGAAAACCUUCCAAACUGUGUGGACAAUUCUGCUGCUUUACUCGCGCAGUAGAAGGAAAGGGGGCACAUUUAGAUAAUUCCUCAUUUAUCGUCUCGAUUUUUACGUUUUAUACUUGAGAAGUUUUUCUCUAUAAAUUUUUGCCGAGAGAGUUUUUGCUGAUUAAGUUUUGAAAAUCUUUGUCACUUUUUUAAAUGUUAUUAAUAGUAAAGUGGAGUUGUACUAUUGUGUACUCGCUACUUGGCAAGGCUAGAUAUUUAAUACGAUUUAAGUAUCGCGAUGGAAUGUUUUCCGUGUUCUACAUUGCACGGUAUCCCAGAGCAUUCCGAUAGAAGUGGCGAAAGAAUCUUUGAUACUUAAUAUUCAUAUUGCGCAAAUCCAAAAGUCUGUGCGGCGUUUAAAUGUAUCCCCUUUUCCCCCCACGUCGCAUUUACGUCGUUCGAUGAACGUUCCGCGUAAUUGAUUAAGACACGCUAAAGGGAAACAUCUAGUCUUAUAGCCAAAUUUUCUAGAUAGAAUAAUUGUACUCGUUUUGUAUAUACAAAGUGAUUCGUUUGUGAUCGAAUGCGACAGCAGUGGAACCAAUUAAUUUUAAGCGCGCUUCCCGCUGCGAACGCACCUUCGAACGAAAGGAAAGUUCGCGUAUAACAGAAAAGCCGACAUUUGCCGUGGUGUAAUUAAUUAAGCUUAUUAAAUUAAACACGAGGAUCGGUCUUUUGGGGAUUCUCAGGAUUACCGGAGAAAGAAACUCUACGGAUGUGAUUUCUGGAUGAAUUUUUUUCCCAUCAGUAUUAGACUUCUUGCCUUUCUACUCAACACAACGAAAAAGAAAACUCGGACUCGGGACGCGUCCCGUUUGAUACGAGAAAAUCGUGAGAUGUACUCCGGAGCGUAUCGAAGGAUACGUAAUCAAUUGAUUUUUUUUUCAUGUCGGCUAGCGUAAUUUCUAUACUGUUGGCUGGAGAAUGAUUUUUAUGAAUUAUUACGCGCCGAGGCGGUUCUUUCAGGGUAACGCAUCGCGAAUUUUACGUUCACGACGAGAAACGUACGAUUUGCGACAAUGCCAAUCUGAUUUGAAGAUAUUACUUUUCUUCCUUUAUCUUUUUCCCCUCUCUCUCUCUUCAUACCUUUCAGUUUUUAUAAUAAUAGCUGUAUUGUCGUUUAGAUAUUUGCGGCGUAUACUGCGAAAGAUGUUAUAUUAUGACAAAGCUGCAGCGUAUUCUCUUAAGCGUCGAUAGAUUUCUACAAUUGUAAUUUAAGACAUAAUUUAAAUAAACAAUUUGACGGUAGACGAA